ACUAAGACAAAACACUCUCCUUCCUAAUUGUCAACAUCUUUCUUUCUUUCUUUCUUUCUUUCAUUCAUUCAUUCAUUCUAUUACGGUGCCUCAUAUGAAGUUGUGAAUCAUGGCAUCCUCCAUUAGUUUGUAAUCAAGAAGGAAGGAAUCCAAGAGGAAAAAGAUUCAUUGAGGUGAACUAGCGGAGAUACAAGCUGGCUAAUCCAUGGUGGGCGGGUCAUCUGAGCCUUCCAAGGCCGGGGCAACCGAUGGCCGCUUCCUUAGCCGUCGCUGGUCACCCCUGCAGGAAGCUGGACGAGGGCGAUGCCGUAGACGACGACGAGAUGCUCGCUUCCAAGGAAUCAGAUGAGGCUGAGGACGACCCCAAGGAGGGCGCUGUGGAGGCUGGCCCCCGUCGCCCCCGCGGGCGCCCUCCGGGUUCCAAGAACAAGCCCAAGCCGCCCAUCUUCAUCACCCGAGACAGCCCCAGCGCACUCCGUAGCCACGUCAUGGAGGUCGCCUCCGGCGCUGACGUCUCGGAGUGCAUCGCCCAUUUCGCCCGCCGUCGCCAGUGCGGCAUCAACGUCCUAAGCGGCUCCGGCGCCGUCGCCAACGUCACCCUCAGGCAGCCAGCAGCCCCAGGAUCCGCCGUCGUCGCCCUUCAGGGCCGCUUCGAGAUCCUGUCGCUUGCUGGCACGUUCCUGCCCGGAGCGGCGCCGCCCGGAUCCACCGGCCUCACCGUGUACCUGGCCAGCGGCCAGGGACAGGUGGUUGGGGGAAUCGUCGUGGGGGCACUCGUCGCUGUGGGACCCGUCAUAGUGGUUGCAGCCACCUUCUCCAACGCCAUCUACGAGAGGUUGCCGCUGGAGGAAGAGGAUGAGGGCUUGUUGCCUAUCGCCAGAGUCGGCAGUGGCGGAUUAUCAGCAGAUCCGUCUUUGUUGAGCAUGUACAACUUGCCGGCGCCGUAUUUAAACGACCCCGACGGCCUAGCCUGGGCUCAUCCGAGGCCGCUGUCAUUCUGAGCCGCCGGCCAAGGUAAAGAAAAAAGACCACAAAUUGAAUAAAGAAGACGCCGGUGAGCUUUAACUUGUUGCUAUAUAAUGAUUGUGUGUGUAAUAAAUGUAUGUAAUUGGCGAUAAUUUAGGCCACAUGCAAUUGAGAAUAUAUACAUAUAAUUAGCAAUUAGGCAUUUGAAGGUGGAAGAAGAUCAAUUAAUGGCCGUUGCUCAACUCAACAGCACAUUAUAUCUGUCGAUUAAACUAUAAAUAUAUGUAACAAAGUUGACAAUGAUCAUUGUGUAUAGUUUGAUAUAUAUUCCAGUUGGCUUAAACAUUAA
This is a messenger RNA of Zingiber officinale, 1315 nucleotides long. RefSeq names its product AT-hook motif nuclear-localized protein 20-like. Gene Ontology annotation, cellular component: nucleus. The transcript has a single exon. The record is from RefSeq and is a predicted model, not a curated record. Gene Ontology annotation, molecular function: DNA-binding transcription factor activity; minor groove of adenine-thymine-rich DNA binding. Lineage: Eukaryota; Viridiplantae; Streptophyta; Magnoliopsida; Zingiberales; Zingiberaceae. Bases 249 to 1001 code for a protein of 250 amino acids.